This is a messenger RNA of Scomber scombrus (Atlantic mackerel), 339 nucleotides long. Its product is annotated as hepcidin-like. The transcript is spliced from 3 exons. Gene Ontology annotation, cellular component: extracellular region. The record is from RefSeq and is a predicted model, not a curated record. Lineage: Eukaryota; Metazoa; Chordata; Actinopteri; Scombriformes; Scombridae. Gene Ontology annotation, biological process: defense response to bacterium; intracellular iron ion homeostasis. Bases 50 to 307 code for a protein of 85 amino acids.
UAAACUAUCAAAAGGGUUAGGGUUAGUCAACAUCUCAAACCCUUCUAAGAUGAAGACCUUCAGCGUUGCAGUUGCAGUGGCCGUCAUGCUCACCUUUAUUUGCAUUCAAGAGAGCUUUGCCGCAGUCAGUGAAGUGCAAGUACAGGAGGAGGUGAUGAGCAAUGACAGUCCAGUUGCAGCACAUGAAGAGACAUCUGUGGAGUCAUGGAUGAUGCCGCAUAACAGCAGACAGAAACGCAGGCCUAAGUGUCGCUUUUGCUGCGGCUGCUGUCGCAGAGGUGUCUGUGGAUUGUGCUGCAAGUUCUGAGGAUUCCUGCACCAACAACCACUACAUCAUCA